AUGUUUGAAAUAUCUAAACGCUUAGAACAAGCCAACCAAGCUGCAAAUCCACAAGAACAUUUGGAAGAGGAGCAUGUGAAAGCUGGUCGCAACGCUGAAGUAUCAUUUGUGUCCGAUCUGCGUUUGAAGAGCGGGCUUGACAAAUCAAAUUUGUUUUGCUGCUUAAGGAUUCCAGACAGAUAUAAAGCACGGAAACGAGAAAUCGAUGUAGUGGUUCUAACCGCAGAUGGAAUAUUUUGUAUUGAGGUGAAAUAUUGGUCCGGCACUAUAACGAGAAGUGAAGACGGCUCAAAAUGGAUCCAGACGAGAACGAAGCAGAUCGCGACAAACUCCUUCACUACUAACCAAAUUGAACACAAAAAUAGCGCUACAGAGACUGAAGCUAAGGCUCGUCUUCUGAGAGAUUAUUUAAGUAGAAAAGAGGUUUACGUUGCAGAGAAUUUGUUCCACAGCCGAGUCGUUUUCUGUAACGGAAACGCUGAGCUAGAUGAACAAAUAGCAAACAAUAGCGUUGUAGUUAAACCGAGUGCCGAUCAUGACAAAUUCAUUGAAAGCUUUAGUCGCGGCUUCUUACAAAGUUUGUCAGAAUCAGUCGUGCCAUCCUGGAUUUCAGGAAAACUGUCCCAUUCACAGAUGCAUCAGAUCAGAAAUGUUCUGUCCACGACAGGAACUUGGGAUAUAAUUCAUUUGAACGGAGGGAGACAGCUUUACGGGGAUUUGAAAGAAUGCGCGGAGGUUUCUCUCGAUCGGAGGAAGUGUGAGGCGUUAGUGUUUUCGCAUCAGAGAAGUCGUGUGUUGGGCAUGACGUGGGCUUUAUUUGGCUACAGUCCACAAGUCUAUGUAUCCUUGAUCGAGCGGGGUGGAAGCGGAUUGUUGUGGAACUCCUAUUGUGCCACCUUGAAAAUACCGCACAACACUGAUGUUAUUUUCCGAAUUUGCGGAGAUGAAGUAGAUUCAAAGAUCCCAGCCAACGAGAUUGAAAGGAUAUCUAUCAGCAUCUGA
Pocillopora meandrina is the source of this 1002-nucleotide messenger RNA. Lineage: Eukaryota; Metazoa; Cnidaria; Anthozoa; Scleractinia; Pocilloporidae. The record is from the annotation of a GenBank genome assembly.